This is a messenger RNA of Drosophila subobscura, 546 nucleotides long. RefSeq lists its product as uncharacterized. Lineage: Eukaryota; Metazoa; Arthropoda; Insecta; Diptera; Drosophilidae. The record is from RefSeq and is a predicted model, not a curated record. Bases 1 to 546 code for a protein of 181 amino acids. The transcript has 2 exons.
AUGAAGUGGAUGCACAUUGUCGGCCCAUUUUUGAUUCUGAUUCUCACUGUCUUGUGGCCCUACUGCCUGGGCGAUUACUUCAAGUUCACCAAUUUGGAAUGCAAGACUCUGGAUCCGAAAUUCGUGGAGUUCAAGGAGUGCCACCUGAAGCUCGUGCGCCGCAAUGUAGUCGGCAUGAACUUCCAUUUGGCGGUGAAGACGGAAAAGCCCAUCGACAAGAUCGAGUUCAAUCUGUGCAUCUUCCGCAAGUCGAAUGUCUAUCGGCUUUUUAUGGUGAAUAACACGCUCGACUUUUGCUACUACAUGAAGCGACCGCAGCAGUAUCCGCUCUUCUACAUCUUCCACGACUCACUGAUGAGCGCCACCAAUGCCAAUCACACCUGUCCCUAUCAAGAAAAGGAUAUCUAUCUGAGGAAAAUGACGCUCAGUGAGCAGGCCGUGCGGGAUCUUCCACUGCCCAAUGGGGAGUACAAGCUGACGGUGUCUGUGGGUGCUUAUAAGGUCUGGCGUUUGCAGGUCAACGUUUAUGGUGUGCGUGGCAGCUAG